Messenger RNA from Pocillopora meandrina, 2732 nucleotides. NCBI's taxonomy places the organism in Eukaryota, Metazoa, Cnidaria, Anthozoa, Scleractinia, Pocilloporidae. The record is from the annotation of a GenBank genome assembly.
AUGUCAUUAUUACAAAGGACAGACAUCAAUAAUGGAGCAGGUUUAGGUAAGAGACUAAGGAACCCCUUAACGUGACGACCUAAAUAUGAAGGACUAAACCGACAAGACAAAGCAUCCCAUUAAAUUCACGACCUUAAUGAAGAUUUCAAUAAUAAGGGUACCAAUUACUGCCAAUACCAGAACCUAAACAAGGGAAAUUAAUUUAUUAACCGCACAACGGAAAUAUUGACCUAUAAAAAACACACCGUUGUCAUCAGAGGUUAUUUGAGCAGCUUCCACUGACAAGGAAACUUUAUUACGACAGACCGUGAUCGAAAAUCCUUUAGUCCGUAACAAUGUCUCAUCAAAAGACCGAAGUGGUUUCCAAGUCCAACGAAUUAACUUUUCUGAGGACAGUGGAUUUGGAAUGCUGUAUUUGGUGAGUUGAAUAUCAUUGCUGGCUGUCAUAUUUUGCCAUCGUUUUUGUUACCGCUCCUUUCCAGUGCUAUUAUACCGCCACAUUCCUUUUCAGUUAUGGCAUCGUGUCAAGGCCCGUUACCCUAGCCUGUGGGCACUCUGGCUGCAAAAAUUGCAUGGAAACUUGGGCAGAAUCGACAGCCACACCGUUGUGUCCCCAGUGUCGGGCAACGUUCCGAAAAGAAGAGCUGAGGUUAAAUGUGGCAAUGGAUAAGGCGACCCGAGAUUUGCCUCUUAAAUGUAACAGCCAAGGCUGCCAGUGGAAGGGCAACUAUAGCGAUGCCAACGAUCACCUCAGACAUUGCCCAAAAGUACGAGAGAGGUGCCCCAACGAAGGAUGCCAGCAUGUGGCGGCACGGGAAGAAAUGACAGCACACGCUUGCCCAAAAGAAAGGAUCCCAUGUUCAGGAUGCCAACUGAGCGUAACCAGGGAAAAACUACAAUUCCACCGUACAUCUUUAUGCAGAAACUCUGCAGUUCUAUGCCCCUUGAGAUGUGGAGCAUCAUUACCACGGUAUGUUGUAUUAAUUAGGAUAAUUCGGCAUUGCGAUAUUUUGGUGUUAGGCGAUUGUCAUAAGUGAAGUAUUUUUCGGUAAUUUUUAGCAUGAAUUGCAGUAUUGCUGUAUUCUCUUAUCAUUUCAAUCGUCAAUAGCAGGUGACAAACUUAUCCUUCGUGUUAUCCAAAUCGAGGACUACGAGCAGUCCUAACUUGUGUCUGGUGCCACGCGAUCAGCUGCAUUCCUUAAAAAUAACUGACAGAGAGGAAUUAAGAAACGAUUUGAGAAACAGAAAUAAUGCCUAUUUUUCAGUGGGGAUCUAAGAGAGGGGCCUAGUGAUACUUCCAAUUACUUUAAGUCUCCCUGACCACCGCUCUCCCCAAAGCCCCAAAGUUUAUAUCAAGGUCAAUUUAUCUACAGAGCCAAUUGGCGUGACCCUUGAGGUGUCAUGUUUUUCCCGCUUUUUUUUUUUCAUCAAACCACUGUUGGAAUAUAUGAUACCAGUCAAAAUGGAAGAUCUAGAACUAACACAUACCUCUUUUUGAAUUGUAGAAUGAACAUCAACCUACAUCUACACAAAUGCCCAGAGAAGGCUUCAAUGUGCCAAGUACCUGGCUGCAAAAAAAUUGUGAAAAAGAAGGACAUGAAUGUCCAUUUGAAGGAAGCAAGUACCUCGCAUUUUGCUCUCCAAUCAGGAGAAAUCAAACGACUGCGAGGAAUAAUAUACUACAAGGUAAGCUGCCUUUUCACCAACCUAAAAAUCAAUAAACAUGCACUCUUUUAAAUGCCAAAACCAGCGAAGUAUGUGGAAAAAAGGAUGGCAACUGUUGCAUUUACCUUCAAAAUCUUACAUUGAAAAUCUUUUUCUGGUGCAUUUCAUAAUAUCCAUAAAAUCCAUUUCUGUUUUAGAAAUGCAACAUAGAACCCAUAGAGCCCAAAGUGGAAAGGGUUGUCUCCUUUUGCUGGAGAAUUCCAAAUUUUGUGGAGAGCAGGAGACAACAAGCUUCAGAUGCCAUUGGAGACAAGCCCCUUACAAGUGGGCCAUUUAUAGAUGACAACUGCAGAUGGAGAGGACUGUACUCCGGACAACAAAAAUUGUUCCUGCAGCUGCUCUCAGCAUCCCAUCCAGUUACUGGGGAAAUUCAGUAAGAACUUUAAUUAUUUCAUGCAGAGUGUUUGUGAGUGCACUUAAAGGAAAAUGCUACCUUUGCCUUCUUUCAUGUCCCAAGAGUGACCAACACUAUUUUCAUCACAAAUCGAAUUAUACUAAACCAGGAGCAAAGGUUAUGAGAAUUUGUUCAUAGAUUGUCAAAGGGAAAUUGAUAUUAUGUUUGAAAAAAAUCACCUUUAUAACUAAGGGGGCUUUAGAAGAAAUGAUGCAUAACACUAGAUUUGCUGUCUGUGUGUUGCACGAAAAAACAUUUCAUUGUACCUAUUUGUGUAUGACUGUGCCAGAACUUGCUAACUGCUGUGUUCAAAGCCGAACCCACCCAUGUACUACUCCUGUUUAAGCUGAGAGACAAUACGGAUAUCUGGCAUAAAAAUACACAAUGAUUGUUGAGUGGAACAAUGUUAUGAUAUGUAAAUAUAUAUUCUAUUUUCUUUUGAAGAAUUGUAAUGGCCCCUGGAAGUGACAAUGAGCAAGUGCUAGACUCGGACAUAGUGUCCCUGAAGGAAGGAGAAAUGUGGGGUAGGAGGAUACCAAAUGUGGACAGUCUACUGGACGGAAAUGGCAGCCUUGAUGUUAAAUUUAUUAUUUACUACUUCAACUUGCAUUAA